Molecule: messenger RNA, 1933 nt
Organism: Austrofundulus limnaeus
Lineage: Eukaryota; Metazoa; Chordata; Actinopteri; Cyprinodontiformes; Rivulidae
Gene: agtrap
Product: angiotensin II receptor-associated protein
Exons: 5
Coding region: 190-681 (163 amino acids)
Biological process (GO): regulation of blood pressure; angiotensin-activated signaling pathway
Cellular component (GO): plasma membrane
Source: RefSeq, a predicted model, not a curated record
GGGAGUCACAUGGGAGGCAGUCAGGCUGCUGUCACAUGGCUUGUGUUUGCAGGUUAAAACCAAGGAGGAGGGGUUCACAGAGAAGUUUGUGUAAAAGGAACAACUGCAGCCUUUUUCAUGUGGCCUGUCAACAAGCUGAAACACUGAAUCGGAUCAAGGAGGAGCUGCUCUGACCAAAACAGCUUGAAAAUGGAAAUCCCUGCUAUAAACCUAAAGGCCAUCGUGCUGGUCCACUGGCUGCUCACAGUCUGGGGGUGCAUGGCAGGUCUGCCGAUAUCCUACGCCUUGGGGAACUUGAGUGUUUUAGCAGUUGGCGUGUGGGCGAUCGCACAGAGGGACUCGAUUGAUGCUGUUCUCCUGUUCCUUAUGGGGAUGAUGCUGACGAUACUGAGCGACAUCAUCCAGUUCUCCAUCUUUUACCCCGUCGUUGUAUUUCAGGGGGUAGUUCGUUUCAGCGCAGGGAUGGCCAUCCUCAGCCUGCUGCUUAAACCCGUUUCCUGUUUCUUUGUCUACCAAAUGUACCGCGAACGAGGCGGAGAUUACAACGUCAACUUCGGCUUCCCCUCUGUCACACGGAACAGAGACACCUAUCAGUCCAUCGACCAGCAGGAGGGGUCCUCCAGUCCUGCAAACCCCUUCAACCAGGCCCAGGACGGCAAGCCGGGGGUCCGCGCCUACUGAGCCCAGCGGGACUUUAACAAUACAGUCCAGCUCUGUCAGUCCAGAGCACCGUCACAGCCAGAGCUCAGACAAAUACAAGCUUUUACUUUGGUAAACGAACAUCUGUUUGGGUUUCACUGUUAAAAUAAAGACGAGUGUUGCUGAGCUGGCCUGAGAACUGUUACCUUCUCCCACACCAUUAACACCUGCUUAUUUUAGCAGACAGGUGUUAAACGGAGGUGUUCUGUUCAGUCAGGUAAAACAAAAAGCUGUGGCACUUAUGGAGGUUCAAAGUGGAGUUUUUGUAAUUAAGAGCAGCUUUUUUGAGUUACUGAACCGCUCAGAAACGCUGUUCCCUUUUUUUUAUUUUAUUUUUUUGUGCAUUAAACAAAACCUUUAACUGAACAAGAUAGAGAUAAGCUUCUUUACAGUUUAUUUAUGUUUAUCAUAAAAAAUGAAUAUUCUAUCAAUGCUGUCAUCAUAAGCAAAAACUAGUGUUUUCAUACAAUAAUGUCCACUAAUCCAGUCCAAGUGAAAGUUAUGUUUCCUCCAACCUGUAAGCAAGAUGUUACUAAACUUGUCCGUGUGAAUUCAGUUUAUUUUAGAACUCCGAUUAAUUUCUACCAGAGCCUCUGAUUUCUGCUGAUGUUGUUAAAGGACCAAUUUAAAUGGAAAUGUUAAGUUGCAAGGAGUCUUUUCACACAAAAAUCAUGUUUUUUCACUUGAGAUGUGCAAAUUUUGAAGCCGUAUUGUAAAAGAAAAAAAAAAGUGGAGAAACGAUGUUACAGUUGUUCUUACUGGGUGAUUGCACCACUAACAUAAAAAAAGGUUUAUCUUUUUGAAAUCCUGAUCAUUUCUGCCACCAGACGAUGUGAAAACCAUGUAGGUCACAUUAUGUGAAGUUUUCCCUGCUGUAUUAAACUGAAUUGUUACUAAGAAGUGCCUUGUUACGUGUUACAAAGACUCUGUGCACGUUUUAUGUGAUAACGUCAAAGAAACGUGACGUGCAGCUGAUAUGAUGUUUAGGAAACGGCUGUUCUGAACCACCUGAAGGAUUUACCUGCUUUAUAUUUUGAUUCUACAGGUAAAAAUAAUAAUAAAUUCUGGGUAAAAUGUGUAAUUUGAUCUGGUCUUUUAAAAAAGAUUCAAAUUGAAACGUAGCAAACCGUAUUUUUUUUAUUUUCUUCUACAUCGUCAGGAUGUUGGGUUUUCGUUUGGAACUUUUUGCAACUUUUUUUGUUUUUUCUUCAUAAAUAAAAUGUGUCAAACAGUU